Penaeus vannamei (Pacific white shrimp) is the source of this 4302-nucleotide messenger RNA. The record is from RefSeq and is a predicted model, not a curated record. NCBI's taxonomy places the organism in Eukaryota, Metazoa, Arthropoda, Malacostraca, Decapoda, Penaeidae.
CUCGGCGCCGGCGGAGGAAGGAGCUCGACGACCAGCCUCCGCGCGCCGCGUCUUCGGGCUUGAUAAGCGUCGGACUGAAGCCCCAGAGAUCGACUGCGAGAACCAACGGCAGCGGUCUAAAACAAGACAGAAGUAUUUUUAAGGAUUGCGUAGGUGAUACAUGUAUGUGAUGAAUUUUAGACUUUGCUAAAGAGAACUUAUUUUGGUGAAAGAGUUUCCCUCCCGGAAGUUUAUCUCUGUGUAUGUAUAUAUUAGUCAAAGGGACCAAUACUCCUCGAAGCAGCGGUUGACUCCGGCGCAAGGAAAUAAUGCCGGGAUAAGCACGGGCGCCGCCAGCCGAGAAGAUGUGGUACCCGAGCCGGUGUCCGGAGUGCGACACCAUCGAGAGCCACAACCUGAGGAACACCACGUGGGUCACCAACGAGAUGGGCUCCUUCCCCGUCAUCCACGGCUUCUUGCCCCUCUCGAGCGGCGGCGGCGAGAAGGGCGGUUACCCGAUGCCCCACAUGGGCGGCCUCCGGAGGUCAGCCACCUGUGGCAUCGUCACCAGCAGCCACUUCUAUCCGAGCAAGGGCGUCGACGAGGAUGAGCUGCCCGCGCCGCCGCAGCUGAUCAACGGGCGCCUUACCAUCUGCGACGGGAAGGUGAAUCCCGCCGACGACGACGACGACGACAUCGCCAAGGCCAAGCUGAGCUUCCACGACGGGACGUCCCGCAGCGUGAAAGGGAGCAAGGAGGCGCCCGACGACCUCUUUCAGGAGGGCUUCAAGAAGUCACGUGACUACAGCGACGAUUCCCUCACGCCCGACAGCACGCUCCCCGCCGUCAUCCGCCGAAGGAACAGAAACCGCCGCAAAAAGCUGGCUACGUCGCUGGUGGAGCCGAGCCCCGGGGGCGUCGGCUGGGAGUCGGAGGCGCCCAAGCCCAUGCCCCGCAACCGCUCUCAGAGCAUCUCCGACGACCAGUGGGCACAGGUGAUGGCCUCUCAGGGCGGGGACGGCACCGGGGGUCCCUCUGGCCCCAGCUGUCCCCCUGGCCACACCCCUGCAGACAUGUCGGCCUUCGUAGGUGCCACCACCAGGCGGGGCUACAACACAAUGGGCGGCCGCGGCAGCUCCUUCGGGCGCGGCAUGGUAUCCUCAGCCUCUGUGUGUGACCUGAACUCCCUCGCUCAGCAGCAGCCCCCGCACGGCUUUAAUGGCACUCAUCCGGCUAGCAGCUUCCAGCAGCUUAACAUGAUGGGCUACCCCGGAGGAAUGCCCAUGUGGGGCGCGCCGUGUGACCUGUGCACGCCAGCGCACAUGCUCGCGAGCCAAGCCAAUGCCUCCGGCAUGAAGCGCACAGCGUCCAACCUGUCCAUGAACCUCUCCUCCGUUGGCAGCGACGUGACCGGGUACCCGUGGGGGCCGCCGCCUCCCCACGUGCACCACCACAUGCCGCCCAUGUUCCCGGGCUACUACCCUGGCUACCACCCGCACAUGGGCCCGCCUGCGAUGGGCUCCCUAAACAUGUCCAUCCCGGACUCCAUGAACACCUUCGGUAAGGUCCCCUCCUCCCCAGCCCCCUCCCUGCGCUCCUCCUCGCACCGCUCGCACAAGUCCUCCAAGUCGCGCUCCUUCAGCGGAGCCGACGUCAGCGGCCGACGCAGCCGCAACAGGAGGAAGCAGCGGUCGGAGGAAAGCGAAGAGAGCCGAUCCUCGUCGGUGAGCGACGACGACGACGACGACGGCAGGAAUAACAAGGUGGGCAGCAGCUUGGCAUGGCAGUGCGACCACUGCACUUUCAUCAAUUCUGGAGGAGUGAGGACCUGUGGCAUGUGCUCGAAGACCAUGGGCAGCGGCGGCGGUGGAAGCGGCCGCAGCAGCCGGCGAGGGAGCGAGCGACAUCGUUCCGACCGGAGGAGAGACCGACGAACCGACCACGAAGAUGACGACCGAGACGUGUCUGAUUACGACAACGACGGCGGGGUGGUGAAGAGUAAUUUAUCUUUCAACAUCAAGGACAACAGACGAGAGUCUCGCACGAAGGUUUCGAGCUCGAACAAGAGCAAGAGUAAGAAGAAAUCCCGUCGGCGAGGCAGCUCGGCGUCAGCGUCGGAGUCGGCGAGCGACGGCGAGGAGGAGCGGCUGGAGCGACACAUGCGGGAUCUGCGGGUCUCGUCGUCCUCCCGCAGGCGAGGCAGCGACUACGAGAGCGUCAGCAAUAAGGACAGAGACAGAGACAGGGACAGAGACAAAGGCUCACGCAAGAGAGAAGGAGGCAGCAGCCGCUUCAAAAACCGAGGGAAGAGCCACUCGGAGCGGUCCAGGACUCCGGGCCGACAGACGCCGAGGAGGGGGAGCCCCGUGGAGGCCGCGGGCUCCCGCGGAGGGAGCCGCGAGCGCAGCCGCAGCGCAGCCGCGAGCGCAGCCCCGCCGAGGACUCGCGCUCCUCGCACCGCAGCCCCUCGGAGGACCGGGGCGACCGCAACAGCUCCCACGAGGACACGGUCGUCAACACGGUGGCGUCCGAAGUCACGGCCAAGAGCGAGCAUAAGUCUAAGUCGGACAGCAGCAAACGCAGUAGAUCCAGAGCCAGGAGUCAAGCUGAAGAAGUGCCAGACGAGGUCCAGGUUCAGGUGGAGCCCGCCCCUGUGGAGCAGGAACCAUUAGAAGCGAAGUCCAGAACGCCGAGCCCGAGGCUGCAGGCGCGGAACAGCAAAUCUCCCGCUCCGUCUCAGCGGGACGGCGACGAGCACAGCUUCGCCAACACGCUCGACGAGAUCACAACGAUGGGGACGAACGAGGUAGCCGACCAGGACCUAAGCAGCCACUACAUCGAUGAACGCAUAAACAUGCAACCGGUUGAGGCGCACGACGAAAUCCCUGAGGUCAUUUUCGUUCGUCCGAAAACACCAGAGGAGGAGGCAGUAGUGGACAGAGCGACAGCCGCUGCAGAUCAGCUGAUGGCCGUAAAUGGAGAAGCCAACGUUGCCGAAGUUCAGCCUGCUGCUCCUGAGCCUGUGGAAAAGCCGGUGAGCCGAAUCCUUCCCUCGGAGCCGGUAUACGAACCGCGCUAUGAGCCGAUCGAGGAGCCCCCGGUGAACGAGCCCCCUGUCGCCGCUGCAGAGCCGGACAGCGAGCAGCCCGACUACCAGACCGCCACGAUGGGCAUGUCGGCGGGAGACAAGGAGGCGCUGGGCGACAGGGACGACGAGCAGGGCGGCGACGACACCCUAGUCGAGGCGACGAGGCCGAUGGCCGUGGCCGACAUCCGAGGCGGGGAAGGGCUGCGCUCGGGGUCCUCGGGCUCCUCCCUGGGGAUCAACAACACGCCCCCGGACAGGCAGUACACGCCCCUCAGUUUCUCGUCCUCGGAUGCUCAGUUCUAUUCCCCGCCGGACUCGCCUGACAUUUCGCUCAGCGAGCAGCUCCAGGACAAGCCCCUCCCCAGCAACACACAGGUGAACACCGAGCAGUUAUCCUUACUCUUAGCCUCCCACUUGUCCUCACAGGGGACGAGUGAGGGCGGGAGAGGGCCAAGAGGAACGACAGAAAAUGAUCUAUCCACUCCAACCCACACACAGGGACUCUGGGAGGAAAUACCGUUGAUGAUUAACCGCUGGUUCGCUUAACGUGGUAGACUAAUGGGUGCAGGGACACUAUAUUUACCAAUACCAAACUCAAACAUUAUUCAUUCAGUAGUACAGUUGUCUAUUAACAUAAUAACAGACAUUUUCCACUAACAAAGACACCAGAGGGUUUGCAAGGAACACGGAAACGCUGACACAAACCCCAAAUGUCACAGUGGGAAAGGCAAAAAAAAAGUCUACCAUUGGUAAGUCUGACUUCUGGAAGAAUUACUGAUAAUAGUACAGAACAAAUGAGUACAAACUAACGGAUUACAACAUUAACCCAUACCCAAGGAUUUCUGCAUUCAACGUACGCAGGUAUUUACGGAGCGGAAAUAAUGAACAUGAGAGAAGAGAGACAUUUGGCAAAUAUUUCAGUAAGACGUCAGUUACAUAUCUUUCGUUGACAAGAGAGUUACGUGCUCUAUAUUUAACGAGUGUAUUUCUAGGUUGCUUAUCUUAGCACCGACCCAUCGGUUCUGUUGGAAGGGUGGGUAAAGUAGUACAAAUUUAGAAUUCAGAACAUGGAAUAGGAUGCGUUGUGUGUUUGUGCGUAUGGAUGGAUGUUAAUGAAGAUAGGAUAUUUGUAGUCUGAAGUUUAUUUUCUUUUUCGUUGCAAAAUUAUUUUUCUCGCCUCUAUAUCUUUGGUUUAUCUAUGGCUUAAUCAAUAAAUUUAUCCGGUAUCCCUCUGA